Centruroides sculpturatus (bark scorpion) is the source of this 502-nucleotide messenger RNA. Its product is annotated as probable inactive receptor kinase At3g02880. Lineage: Eukaryota; Metazoa; Arthropoda; Arachnida; Scorpiones; Buthidae. Bases 118 to 444 code for a protein of 108 amino acids. The transcript is spliced from 5 exons. The record is from RefSeq and is a predicted model, not a curated record.
GAGGCGUUUUAUACUGUGCAUCUUAGUAAGGCUACAGAAGAAAUUUACUUGUUACUUGUUUCGAAGGGAAGUUUUACGAAGAAAUCUUUUUUCGUUUGGAACUUCAGAUUUGUAACCAUGAAUCUCAACUAUUGGAUCGUUUUAACAAUUCUUUUUAUGCUAACUGACAAAGUGAGAUUAGAUAACUCGUCGUACAACCGCCAGGAAACUGCUAAACUUGCAGCAGGUGCUAUUGUUGGUAUUAUUAUAGGAUGUGUGGUUGGAAUUAUUGCUUGUUGUUCGUGUAUAUGCUAUCUCUGUUGUAAUUGCUGUCGUGGAACAACAAUUGUGCAACAGAAUGCUGCCGUUGCUCCUCCUGCUCCGACUAUUAUUACUAUACCAAGUGGGGGAAAUAACGGAGUUUCAAACGUUCCGUCAUGCCCACCUGCUUAUACUGCACAUUAAAAGUUUACAAGUAUUUGUUUUUCAAAUAUUGUAAAAAUUUUAUAUUUAAAUAAUAAAA